AUGGGACUAUUCCAUGUUGCUAAACUAGUCGAGGCAGAGUACAUAGUUGAUUGUGUUGAUAUCUAUAAACAGCCGGCUUUUGAUCAUCCCUUAUUACAAAAUCAUAAAUUGCAGAUAAAACCAAGUUUUGAAAGAAAAGAUAGUCAAACAAGUAUGAAGAUUUCGCCAACCAUAUCCCUUUAUGGGCUCCAGAAAGUUAGUUGUCCAAAAGGAACUGUUCCUAUUCGAAGAGUCACUAAAAAUGAUCUCAUUCAAGACAAAUAUUUAUUCAAUGAUCGUAAACUAACUCAAAAUAGUUUUCGCACUAGUACUGCUCAUGUAUUUCUUCGACCUUCCGGUGGUCCUUACUAUGGAGUAAAUGGAACUACUAGUGUUUGGCAUCCAAGUGUUGUUGAGGGUCAAGAAAGUGCAGGGCAUUUAUAUGUCCAAAAUGGAAAUGGAGAUGGUACUAAUAAAAUUGUAGUUGGAUGGCAUGAUCCAACAAGCAAAAAUUGGUGGUUAUCUAUGGCAUUUAAGACAAUUGGAUAUUUUCCAGCACACUUGUUCUCUAACUUGAAAGAAGCUGAUGAAGUGGGAUGGGGUGGGGUUACAGUAACUCCUUCGGGUACUGAUAGUCCUGCGAUGGGAACAGGAGGUCUCCAAAAUGGUGAUUUUGGUUACGCUUGUUAUUUUAGGAACGUUGCAUAUCAAACAUCAAACCGUAUCUAG
This is a messenger RNA of Trifolium pratense (red clover), 708 nucleotides long. RefSeq lists its product as uncharacterized. The transcript is spliced from 5 exons. The record is from RefSeq and is a predicted model, not a curated record. Lineage: Eukaryota; Viridiplantae; Streptophyta; Magnoliopsida; Fabales; Fabaceae. The coding region runs from base 1 to 708 and encodes 235 amino acids.